Owenia fusiformis is the source of this 987-nucleotide messenger RNA. NCBI's taxonomy places the organism in Eukaryota, Metazoa, Annelida, Polychaeta, Sabellida, Oweniidae. The record is from the annotation of a GenBank genome assembly.
GAACUUUGUUCAUUGGGAUAAAAAUGAACCAAACAGUUUUCAAACCAAAAUGUAGUGAAUGAUAUAUCAUUUAUAUGUCAUGGUUAUAGAGUCAAUCUACUUUGCAGACUGUGUUGAGGCUCAAAGUAGAUGGCCUGUUCCAGGAGUAAAGAAUCUACCUACAUGGCCAGCUGGUCUUUCAACCCCUAUGCAAGCCCGAUGUAGUCAAACAAAAACGAAAAUACUGGAAUAUUAUAAUUUUGCUGAGAGUACAUUUGUAAGGCCAUGGCAAGACUACAAGACUGGAUUCAUAAACAAUCCAGAUGCUACCCGCUCAAAUUAUUUCAUUGGACUUGAUAAGUUACAUAAUAUCACAAGUACUAGGUCACACUCCCUUUCUUUAGCGGUGGAAUCGAAAAUAAACUCAGGUUUCCCUGAAACAAAGUAUAAAUUUGAGUACAAUUAUAUCCAUGUUGCUAAUGAACAAGAACAAUACAAAAUAACAUUGGGGGAACUGUUAAAAGUCACUUGUUUAAGUAAACUAAAUACUGAAGCUUGUUUAACAGACCAAGACUACCUUCUGUCCGAGAGUCAAUCAUAUGAUCCCCUCCUUGGAAUCAGAGGUAUGAAAUUCUCAGCCAAUGACAUGGAUAACGAUGCCUCUACAACAAGGCACUGUGCAGAAGAAAUGGGCGGUGUUGGGUGGUGGUUCAGUGACUGUGCACCUUGUACUAACAAUGCAACAGAUAUUGAGCCAUACUUUGGUAAUAUUCAUAGGCUCUGUUUGCCACAGAUGAUGUACAUGUCAUGCCCACACGCAUAUUGUAACUCUGUCAGUAUUGAAAUGAGAAUUAUGUAAGAGUUAUGUAAGUGCAAUGAUCUGGUACAUAUAAAUUGUAUACCAUGAAUACAGGCAUACAGACAUCAAAGUGAUGAUGCAUGAAUCUGUUGAAUUAAGAUCUGUCUUAUAAAAUGCAAUAAGAAGAUAUUUGUAAGUCUGUAUCGUUA